GCGGGGCGGUGGGAGGGGGCUGGCCGCGGGGCCGUGGCGCGGCGGGCGCAGAGCGCGGCGGACACCGCUCCGCUCCGCUCCGCUCCGCUCGGCGCGCACGGGGCCGGCGCUCCAUGAGCCGCCGCGGGGGCGGUCGGCGCUGCCCUCGCUCCCCGCCGCGGAGCCGCCGCGCCGCCGGAGCCGGGAUGUGACUUGCGGAGGGCUGGCGGACAGAGCUGCCCCGCCGCCCUCGGCCGCAGCAGACAGCGGAAAAAUGAAAACCUACCCAGCCAUUGGUUUCUUCCUGCUGCUGGUGAUCAGCUAUGGCUCUUCAGAGAACUCCAGCACGCCCCGAGGCUGCGGGCUGGAUCUGCUCCCCCAGUACGUGUACCUGUGUGACCUGGAUGCCAUCUGGGGCAUCGUGCUGGAGGCGGUGGCGGGGGCAGGUGUGCUGACCACGCUGCUGCUGAUGCUGAUUCUGCUGGUGAGGCUGCCCUUCAUCAAGGACAAGGAGAAGAAGAGCCCCCUGGGGAUGCACUUCCUCUUUCUCUUCGGGACUCUGGGGCUCUUUGGGCUGACGUUUGCUUUCAUCAUCCAGGAAGAUGAGAUGGUGUGCUCCACCCGAAGGUUCCUCUGGGGAGUUAUCUUUGCUUUGUGCUUCUCCUGCUUGCUAGCCCAAGCCUGGAGGCUUCGCAGGCUCGUUCGCCACGGGAAGAGCCCGUCUGGCUGGCACCUGGCCGGGGUGGCCACCUGCCUGAUGCUGGUGCAGGUCAUCAUUGCCACCGAGUGGCUGAUCCUGACCGUGGUCAGAGAUAACAAGCUGGCCUGCAGCUACGAGCCCAUGGAUUUUGUCAUGGCUUCCAUUUACGUUAUGUUCCUGAUGGUGUUCACCAUGGGAUUUUCGUUUUUCACUCUCUGUGGGAAGUUUAAGAAAUGGAAGAAAAACGGAGUAUGCCUCAUUAUAACCCUUUUUUUUUCCAUUCUGAUUUGGGUGGCCUGGAUGACUAUGUACCUCUUCGGGAAUGCUGAGCUGCAGAGAAGAGACAAAUGGAGUGAUCCCACUCUGGCUAUUGCACUGGUGUCCAGUGGCUGGGUGUUUGUCAUUUUUCAUGCCAUCCCAGAGGUCCACUGUACCAUCCUUCCAUCCCAGCAGGAAAACACACCCAAUUAUUUUGAUACUUCGCAGCCAAGGAUGCGUGAAACCGCUUUUGAGGAAGAUAUACAGCUUCCUAGGAGCUACAUGGAAAAUAAAGCCUUUUCAAUGGAUGAACAUAAUGCAGCGCUGAGAACGGCAGGAUUCCGGAACGGCAGUUUGGGAAGCCGGCCUAGCGCUCCUUUCAGAAGCAAUGUUUAUCAGCCAACUGAGAUGGCAGUUGUGCUAAAUGGUGGGACUAUACCAACUGCUCCGCCAAGUUACACUGGACGACACCUCUGGUGAAAGGCUGUAGGCUGUAGAGAAUAAGAAUCCUUGUUGCAGAUGUUGUUCCCUGGCAGUGUGUCUUUGAGGGAAGGAAUCCAUAACAGUACCAGAACAAAGCAACAAAACAUCCAGGAUCUUUCUAAAUCCUACAGAGGAUUUUGCCUAAAUGUGAACACCAUUGAAUGGAGAAUUGCAAAAACAAAAUUGUAAAACUGAAGCUGAAUCUAAUUUAAAACAGAAGUAGGCACACCUUAAAUUGGCAGAGGAGACACUGUAUUCUGAAGUGUAAGAUAUUCUCUUGUCUGUAACUUGUGUGCCAGGCGAGCCUGGUUUUGGUGCUUGCCAGUUGCUUGCAAAAUACCUUCCUCUCACCUAAACUUAAUUCAUGUUGCCACAAGAGAUUGCCACUACAGUGCGAAAACACGCGGGAUUUCUUUCCUUUUUUCUCCUUUUCCUGUCAUGUCCAGCGUCACGAGAAGUCCCCUGUUUGCUCCCUCCCUAGCUGUGCUGUGCAGUCACGCAGCAUCGUGUGUGGUCACACACGGUCCCUCGGUGGCAGCGCAGUCCCCGUAGGCUGAUGCUCUGCAGGCCGAUGCUCUGCUCUCUCAGGAGCUCUGCGGGCCGAUGCUCUGCUCUCUCAGGAGCUCUGCGGGCCGAUGCUCUGCUCUCUCAGGAGCUCUGCGGGCCGAUGCUCUGCUCUCUCAGGAGCUCUGCGGGCCGAUGCUCUGCUCUCUCAGGAGCUCUGCGGGCCGAUGCUCUGUUCUUUCAGGAGCUCUGCAGGCCGAUGCUCUGUUCUUUCAGGAGCUCUGCGGGCCGAUGCUCUGUUCUUUCAGGAGCUCUGCAGGCUGAUGCUGUCCUCUUUCAGGAGCUCUGCUCUCUCAGGAGCUGCCUGGAGGUGCAGUUCGGGAGCGCUGUGCAGGCUCCGUGCCCCGUUCGGAGCUGCUCGGGGCAGGGCGGCUCUCCCGGGCGCAGGGAUGGGUUCCUGCAGCCGCCGCAGCCAGGUGCGAGCAGAGCCCGCAGGCGAAGCCGUUCCUCGCCGGGCUGCCCGGGCAGGGCAGGGCCGAGCCCCGGGCGGUGCUGCUCGGGCAGGGCAGGGCCGAGCCCCGGGCGGUGCUGCCCGGCAGGAAGGGCUGCGGAGCCGCCGGGCUGGGCUCGGGCAGGAGCCGGGGCGGCGCAGGCUGAGCCCCGAGCCCCGCUCGGAGCAGCUCCGCUGCCCUCCGCCGCAGCUGUUCGUGCAUUUAAACGUGGUUGUGCAUUUUAGUGCCUAGAGAGUAGAAUCUCUGUGCUGGAGGUGGUUUGUUGUUGUUUUUGUUUAUUUAAGGUGGUUUCUUCCCUGGUCCUCCCCUCCCCAUCCGUUUUCUUGAGUUGAUAUAAGGCAGUUUUCAAAGCUUUUCAUCUUUGUUUUCUCCAGGUUAUUUAAACGGUUCCCAUUGCCCAUUUGUUGUGCCAUGGUUUUUCAUUACGUUCAAGCAAUCAUUCCUUUCUUUAACAUUUAAUACAUAUCGGACAUUGAAAACAUCACUGUAUCCUCACUGUUUGGCCAAUGUUAAUCUUAGCUUUCCUCAAUACUAAAAGCUAAUUGUUUUUACUUGAAGGCAUAGGAAACAUAUAACAAUUAAACUUUGCAUAUGCUGUAAUAAAAAUAUAUAUUUUCAAAUUAAAAAAAAAGUACAAAUAACUGAAUAGCUUAGUAGCUUCACAGAGAGAAGUUACUUGCUGUAUACUGCAGAAGAAAGACAAGCUUUUUAUUUUUCAAGAGUCUUCCUGAUUCCUCAUGUACCUCCAUUUCUACUGAAUUUAGGAGCCUAGUCCUGCAGACUUGUACUCCCUCGAGUAGUCCCAUCGACACCAGUAGGUCUACACAAGGUACAGAGGCUGCAAGACCAGUCCCUAAGUGUUGCACACAGAUAUAUGUAUAUAUAUAGAUGGAAAAAUAUCUAUUGCCAUUCUUGCCAUGAUCAUCUUAUGGGGUUUUAUUUCAAAGCCCUUCUCCUCCAGAAGCAAUGUUUUUCUGUCAUGCAUGAGUGAAGGAGUAUGUCAGCUCCCCCCUGCCCUCCCCUCCUCGAGGCAAAGGAAGCAUGUGCUUGUUUUAGGGAUCCUUUAUUUCAUUUUGUCUGUAACUAGAUGGCCUUAGUAACCAAGUAGGGUAGGGGUGGAUAUUGCAUGCUAUCCAGUGACUUAGAAAUACAUUUUGCUUGUUAUGAGCAGAGCUUUGAUCAAAUAAGUUAAUAUUUAAGAUAAUGAUAGCCACCCAGAAGACAUGUAAUUUGGAACAAUAAAAAACUAUUACCAUCACUUGCCUGCAGAAUUUUGCUUUUAAAAACCAGUUAGAAAAAAAAAUCCCUCAUAAAACUCUUAUCAUAAAAACAUAUAAGAUGACCAUGGCAUAAAUGGUAGGACAGGUUUCUUUUAAAGAGUUUAUCAUGCUACAACCAAGACUUACAAAUUAUAAUACACAUUUUACAGACCUUUGACAAAAAACUAUACAAGACAUAGUUAUCUUAAGAAACUUUCUUUUUCUUUUUCUAGAUGUGACUGAAUUGAUAAAUAGAGUUCCCAAUCCUGCUUCUGAUGAAGUUGUUGGGGAUUUCAGGGCUUAUGCAAAGAUAUGGCCAGAUCUUACAAACUGCAAUUCACAUGACGAGUCUCACUGGGUUAGUCAUGUGCACUAUUCACUGAAUUAAAAAUCAGCAGGAUUGGGUUUAAUGUGUGGUGGUGAAAGUGUGGCAAUAGAUUUAGCAGGGUCUUUAUUUUCCAACCUUUUACAAUUAGUAAUGAGCAACUUUUUUUUGUAAGUCACUAGUCUGUGAUGUAAAAUGCCCCAAAAUGAAACUGUAAUUGAAGAAAGGCACCUUUAUGUUAACUUAUAUUUUUGUUACAGUAUUUACUUUUGCCUUUUUUGAAAGUUUUCUAGAAUGUAGAGCAUCUGUGAACAACAUGAAUAAGUAACUAAGCACAAGCCUUUCGCAGUUCUCCUGAUUAUAAUUAGCUUUUAUACUAUAAAAGCUACUAUGUUGUCCCUUGAUGGUUAUGUGCUCAUGGUGUUUCCAUGCAGAAAAAUGAAAUCAAAAAGCAUCUGACAAAAGCAUCUAUUAGCAAAACAAGAUUUAAAAUGACCAGCUUUUGAUCAAGGGCAGGAAAAGAGUUCAAAGUCCUAGAGAUCCUGUUCAGCUUUCAGAUGGGUUGAGGGUGUUUGACACUUGCCAGAAAAUAUGUAGCAUCUUCAGAAGAACACUCUCAAUACAUCCAGCAGCUUCUAUAAACAAGGUACAUGAAAUACUAUAGAAUUAGCUGUUUCUGCUUUUAGUCUAAACACAGGCAUCUUGCUUGGCUUUGUUUGAGCUCGAUGCCUUGGGUCUAACCAAAGGCCAUACAAAAGGGAGCAUUGUAGCUUUUAUAAUAAAACAAUUGGAUUAUUCUACCAACUUACAGGAUUACAAAGCAGGUGCUUUUUAUUAAUUGAUGAGAGCUAAAGCUCAUUUUUGAUAGAUAAUAUAUAUUUAUUAAAUGUAUUAACGUGUGUUUUAUAACGUACCCUUUUUUCCGCUGAUUGUUGCAUACUGGUAUCUUACUGAGUACAUCUUUAAAGGAUUUUCAAGACAAUCAAUGUGUACCAUGAUGACUGUACAUAAGUAUACAAAACGACAAAGGUUGUAAAGCAUGGGCAAAUGUUUUAUUUUCAAAAUGCUGUUCUUAACGAGAAUAAAGGCUUUACUAUUUACUUACAAC
This is a messenger RNA of Motacilla alba alba, 5128 nucleotides long. RefSeq names its product G protein-coupled receptor class C group 5 member B (gene GPRC5B). The transcript has 4 exons. Gene Ontology annotation, biological process: G protein-coupled receptor signaling pathway. Bases 254 to 1417 code for a protein of 387 amino acids. The record is from RefSeq and is a predicted model, not a curated record. Gene Ontology annotation, molecular function: protein kinase activator activity; G protein-coupled receptor activity; protein kinase binding. Lineage: Eukaryota; Metazoa; Chordata; Aves; Passeriformes; Motacillidae. Gene Ontology annotation, cellular component: intracellular membrane-bounded organelle; plasma membrane; extracellular exosome.